Molecule: messenger RNA, 1025 nt
Organism: Arachis stenosperma
Lineage: Eukaryota; Viridiplantae; Streptophyta; Magnoliopsida; Fabales; Fabaceae
Exons: 2
Coding region: 344-748 (134 amino acids)
Source: RefSeq, a predicted model, not a curated record
AGAAAGAAAAGGAUAGAUAGCUUAACGGUACCAACAAGAAUUCAGUAAUCCACCCAACUAGAAUCCAGAAUUUCCAACAUUUCUCCAUUUCUCGUUUUUCGCAGGGCAUUCUUCACUCACUGCCAUUCUCACUUCUCAAUACAUCUUCCAAGCAAACACCCAAUUACCCUUUAUCUCACAAAGAUUCCUUCUUUACCGUUUCUCUCUCGUAAUCGGUUAUUCCUCCUAAAAUACAAAAGCCUCAAUUCAAGAAAAAGAAAAACCACCCCAUUGGGUUAAUCAAAUUCGCAGGCGAGCUUCACCGGCAAGCUCGCCUUUUGUUUUUUUCCUUCCCCCAGAAGCCAUGGCCACAAAGAUUCUUUCUCCAGUUGCAAUGAUCACUGUUCUUGCCCUCCUCUGCCUCGUCACAAUGGUCUUAGCCGACGGAAAAUCCUCCACGCCAUAUCUCCGGUUAUCUUCGGAUAACGCCAGCGAACGACAGAACAUGUGCCCCAACGCAGCAUCAUCAUCGUCGCCGCCGGCAUCGUGCCCCGUGAAAUGCUUCCGUACGGACCCGGUUUGCGGCGUGGACGGCGUGACGUACUGGUGUGGGUGUGCGGAGGCGGAGUGCGCCGGCGCUAAGGUUGAGAAAAUGGGAUUCUGUGAAGUUGGGAAUGGGGUAUCGACUCCUCUAUCUGGUCAAGCACUUCUUCUUGUGCAUAUCGUGUGGCUCAUUGUGUUGGCUUUCUCGAUGCAGGACGUGCAUUGAUGCGUCUCACUGAGCGUGCUGGAUUUGCUUUCUUGGAAGCGAAGACUUAUCUUUUGGGACUUAUUUUAUUUUUUAGUUUAUGUAGUUUGUUCUCCACUUUUAUACUUUAUGUUGUAUAUCCCUCUUAGAAGAUUAUUUUGGAGAAAUAGAACUUUUAUGUUUAUGUUUUGAGGAUUGUUUUUGUACACACGCGCGCAUGCGCACACAUAUUCUAGUCGGCUAUAGCUUCGCAGGUCGAGUCUACACACACACACAUUCUAGUCGGCCAUGACUUCAC